UCAAUUUCACAUCCCGAUGCGAUAUUGACGUGAAUAGUGAGAAGUUAUGAACAACAGCUUCUGCUUUAACGCUGUUCUUUGCCACAAUUCUUCUUGACGUGCUGCACUAAUAAACAUGUACUUAAGAGUUUUAAUGCAUUAAAUCAUAUUUCAUUAUUGUGCUACUUUAUCAUAUAGUUUCUGAAAUAUAUGCACAAUUUUCUAUGGGUUGAGAUGUGAUUAGAUGAAUGUAUAUAGGUUUUUUUUUAUUCCAACCGUAUAUACCAAUUAAACUAUUUUUCCCCCUAGUUUUUGUGUUAGGAAAAUUGUUAGUUGGUUGGCAUCAAAACUGAAAAGCAAAGAAACACUGCACUUUUAGGCUGGAAAAGAAAAAUUGAAACCAUACCAUAAAACCUUCCCUAAAAGAAAUUAAUAAUUCAGGGACCACUAUUUCAAUAAAAUUCAAAACAAUAAUAGGAAAAUAAAAAAUAUAUAUAUAUAAAAAAGAAGAGGGAAGAAAACAAAACUAUAUACUAAAAUAGAUUAAAAAGACAAAACAUAGUUCACUGGUUUUCUUCCUUUUCUGUGUGUGGAUCAUUUCAAAGCUCUCUGCUUUUUGCUGAGACAAACCCUUUCUUCAUCAUCAUCAUCAUCUUCUUCCCUAAAAUGGGUUCAUCUCAAAGAUUAUUCAACAGAAAAAGAACUCUUCAUGAGAUCCUUGGAAGUGGUCAAGUUGCAGACUUGAUACUAUGGAGAAGGAAGAAUCAAACUGUGAUGAUCUUGUUGGUUACAUUAGCUGCUUUUGUUGUGUUUGAGAGAUCUGGUUAUACUCUUUUGUCUCUUGUUUCUAAUGUUCUUCUCCUUCUUGUUGUUAUUCUUUUUCUUUGGGCUAAAUCUGCAGCAAUUCUUAAUAGACCUGCUCCACCUCUACCACAGUUGCAUCUGUCAGAUGAAAUGACAAAUGAAAUGGCAGCUUUCAUCCAAACCAAAGUUAAUAAUCUGUUUUCAGUUUCUCAAGAUAUUGCCCUUGGUAAGGACUCAAGGCUGUUUCUGAAAGUAGCUGUAUACCUCUGGUUAAUUGCUGUUGUUGGUGGCUUGACUGAUUUUCUUACCUUGGCAUACACUGGUCUCUUUAUUCUUCUUACUAUACCAGCACUCUAUGAAAGAUAUGAAGAUUACAUUGAUACAUUUGUUUUGAAGUGCUACAACAAAUUAUGCCAAUUGUAUAGGAAAAUAAAUGAGAAAUAUAUCAGCAGAGUCCAAAACUGGAUUCUGGAGAAGAAAAAGCUGAGCUGAGUUUGUAUUUUCAUAUUGAUUUUGGUAAAUUUCUUUAAUUACUCUUUUGAAACAUUUCUUACUAUGAUCAUUGGUGUCAUAGUCAGAUUGUGGUUGUGUGUAUAGGGAUCUUCUCCCAAUUAAAAUUUUGUUUAUUUUUCAUUUUUCCAACUCCAAUGGUUAACCUCUUUUUGGUACA
Medicago truncatula (barrel medic) is the source of this 1453-nucleotide messenger RNA. RefSeq names its product reticulon-like protein B12. Gene Ontology annotation, biological process: response to bacterium. NCBI's taxonomy places the organism in Eukaryota, Viridiplantae, Streptophyta, Magnoliopsida, Fabales, Fabaceae. The transcript is spliced from 4 exons. The record is from RefSeq and is a predicted model, not a curated record. The coding region runs from base 646 to 1275 and encodes 209 amino acids.